Molecule: messenger RNA, 757 nt
Organism: Anopheles cruzii
Lineage: Eukaryota; Metazoa; Arthropoda; Insecta; Diptera; Culicidae
Product: general odorant-binding protein 99a-like
Exons: 2
Coding region: 234-650 (138 amino acids)
Biological process (GO): sensory perception of smell
Molecular function (GO): odorant binding
Source: RefSeq, a predicted model, not a curated record
UGGCGCUGAGUGUUUGCAUCGUUGGACCGGUCGGUUGUGCUUGCCGGCGGCACAAGGUUCAAUGAACAAGGGACCCACUGACUGGCUAUCAAGUACGAAAUAAAUGAAAUAAUUCAUGGCACAACGUAGGCCCGUGAUCUAUAAAAGUCGCUGAACCAACGGUUUUGAGCACCAGUUCCGCACCGAUCAUUGUGACGUCGCCAUAGCUUCUGGAUCCAGCAAAGCACCGUACGAUGAAACUGUUCGCUAUUAUUUUGGCCCUCGGCGCUGUGGUCAGCGCAGAGUUCGUAGUGCAGACGCGGGAUGAUCUCCUCAAGUACCGUGGCGAGUGCGUGAAGUCGCUCGGUGUGUCGGAUGAGCUGGUAGAGAAGUAUAAAUCGUGGAACUUCCCGGAAGAUGACACCACCCAGUGCUACAUCAAAUGCAUCUUCAACAAGAUGCAACUGUUUGACGACACCAACGGUCCGAACGUGGAAAACCUGGUCCAACAGUUGGCGCACGGCCGGGACGCCGAAGAAGUUCGCGGCGAGAUCAACAAGUGCACCGGUAGCAACACCGAUGGCAACAUCUGUCACUGGGCAUUCCGUGGCUUCCAGUGCUUCCAGAAGAACAACCUGUCGCUGAUUAAGGCCAGUGUGAAGAAAGAUUGAAUCCUCUUGACACGUACUCUUCCUCCCACCCCCAAAAGGCAGCUUGAUGGCGGUGGUGCGCAACCGGUGUUCGGAAACAGAAUAAAGUGAUGUUUUGUUGCAGUAAA